AUGCCCUUGUUCACCGUCCCCAUCUCCUCCACUGGAGGCAGCAUCGUCUGCACCAAUCCCACCUCCUCUGAGAAGGAGAAAAACAUCUAUCUCCUCACCUUCACCUCGCCAAAGGACAACAGACUCACCCCGACCUUCAUCGAUGCCCUCGUUCUAGCCCUAGACAUAAUCGAACACCGCUUCCCCAAAGGCGUCGUGAUCACGACAAGCGGCAUCCCCAAAUUCUACAGCAAUGGGCUCGACCUCGAACUCGCAUCCAGCACAGAGGGCUUCCUCGAUAAGUGGCUGUGGAAGCUAUUCCGGCGCUUUCUCACAUUUCCCAUGCCAACGAUUUGCCUGCUGAAUGGGCAUGCCUUCGCAGGAGGGCUCAUGCUAGCCAUGUACCACGACUACCGGAUCCAGAAUCCCGCCAAGGGCUUUCUGUGCAUCAACGAGCUCGAGUUCGGGGUGCCUCUGCAGAGCCCCAUGAUGAGCAUCUUCCGCGAGAAACUGGCCCCGUCCGCGUUCCGGGAUCUGGUUCUCGAGGCGAGACGGUUCGCGGGCCCGCAGUCUGUUGCUGUGGGGUUGGUAGACGGCGUGGGUGGUCUUGAGGAGACGCUGCAGUUGAUUCGGGAGCGGGGGUUGCAGACGAAGGCUGCGACGGGGAUCUAUGGUACGAUGAAGGAGGAGAUGUACCGGCAUACCCUGGACAUCUUGGAUAACCAUGCGGGUAAUCUGGCGUGGAGGGAGCAGGUGGAGGAGAAGAAUGGGACAGCCGGAGAGGCUGCGCUGAGAGCUGUAGAGGCGUUUGAGAAGCAGAGAAAUGCGAAGCUUUGA
Molecule: messenger RNA, 816 nt
Organism: Aspergillus thermomutatus
Lineage: Eukaryota; Fungi; Ascomycota; Eurotiomycetes; Eurotiales; Aspergillaceae
Product: enoyl-CoA hydratase/isomerase family protein
Exons: 2
Coding region: 1-816 (271 amino acids)
Biological process (GO): fatty acid beta-oxidation
Cellular component (GO): peroxisome
Molecular function (GO): enoyl-CoA hydratase activity; delta(3)-delta(2)-enoyl-CoA isomerase activity
Source: RefSeq, a predicted model, not a curated record